CCUCUUCAAAAACCCUAGCCUCUUCCCAUUUUACUCCGUUAGCUGUUUAGCAAGAGAAGAGAGCAAAAAAAUGGUGUCAGGUUCAGGGAUCUCGGCAAGGAGGGUGGUGGUUGACGCUCGCCACCAUAUGUUGGGACGAUUAGCUUCGAUUUUGGCUAAGGAAUUGUUGAAUGGACAGAGAGUUGUGGUUGUUAGGUGCGAAGAGAUAUGUUUAUCAGGUGGACUUGUGAGACAGAAAAUGAAGUAUUUGAGGUUUCUUCGUAAGAGGAUGAAUACUAAACCUUCUCAUGGUCCUAUUCACUUUCGUGCUCCGUCUAAGAUCCUCUGGCGUACCAUCCGUGGGAUGAUUCCCCACAAGACUAAGCGUGGAGCAGCUGCACUUGCCCGCUUGAAGGUUUAUGAGGGUGUUCCACCACCAUAUGACAAAAUCAAGAGAAUGGUCAUUCCCGAUGCUCUCAAGGUAUUGAGGCUCCAAGCAGGACAUAAAUACUGUCUCUUGGGCAAGCUUUCAUCAGAGGUUGGAUGGAACCAUUAUGACACUAUUAAGGAACUUGAGAACAAGAGAAAGGAGAGAGCCCAAGUUGCAUAUGAGAGGAGAAAGCAGUUGGCUAAACUGAGAGUUAAGGCCGAGAAAGCUGCUGAGGAGAAGCUCGGUCCACAACUUGCAGUUAUUGAGCCUAUUAAGUAUUAGAGUGCAAACUUAGUAGUUAUCUGAGGUGAAAUUUUGCUGGAGAUUGAGAUUUCAGCUUAUCUGUUUUUUUAAAAGUUGUACCGCAUGGUUUAGUAUUUUGCUUCUAGCAAUAUUUGAGCAGACUUAAAUUGUUUUAACUGUCUUUUUGAAGUUACAAUUCUCUCAUGGUUUUAUUGAUAAAACUUUGCUCUCUA
Messenger RNA from Nicotiana attenuata, 885 nucleotides. Its product is annotated as 60S ribosomal protein L13a-4-like. Gene Ontology annotation, cellular component: cytosolic large ribosomal subunit; ribosome. Bases 71 to 691 code for a protein of 206 amino acids. The record is from RefSeq and is a predicted model, not a curated record. Gene Ontology annotation, molecular function: mRNA binding; structural constituent of ribosome. Gene Ontology annotation, biological process: negative regulation of translation; translation. The transcript is spliced from 4 exons. NCBI's taxonomy places the organism in Eukaryota, Viridiplantae, Streptophyta, Magnoliopsida, Solanales, Solanaceae.